CUGUGAAUUUCUCUACGGGUGUAUAAGCAGCACAGCCCCAAGUCCCAAGCAGUAACGUGAGCCCUGCAGACAUUAGAUUUCUGUGUUGCUGUUCAUUGAUUGAGUUGUCAAGGCAUCUGGUUUGGAGCUCUGUUUUCUGCUUGAAGAAUGACGGAUAGUAACGUGGUGUACCCGUCCGUGUUUCUCGUAGACCGGAAAGCAGACCUCCCGCCGGAGCGAAGGAGACGACGCCAUGGCAACGCGGCGCAGUGGCUGCUCUUCAUGCUUGUGUUCCUGGCUCUCUCCGGAGUGGGAAUUCUGGGAUACUUUAUGUGGGACUUGGAGAGGAGAACAGUAGCCAUCUCUGACACAGCUUCCAGCAACACUGAGAAAAUGAUUGGGAUUCAAGAUAAAAAAGAACCAGGAAAGCCUUCCGCUCACAUCACAGGGUGUAACUGCAGUGCCCCUGGCGAUGGUCCACUGCACUGGGAAGCUAAGAAUGGAGACGCCUUCACUUUCGAUAUUGACUACAAGGAUGGAGCCCUGGUUAUCAGAAAGGAGGGCCACUACUUCAUCUAUUCCAAAGUCUUUUACGGACAAAUCGAGUGCCGGGGGAAAAAACGCAUGUUCAAGCACUACGUCAAUAAGAAGACUGAAAGAUAUUCAGGAGAACUGGAGCUGAUGGAGAACAGGAAGUUCUUCUGCAGCAGCUCCCAGGAUUCCUUGUUGGGUAACAGUUUCCUGGGAGGGGUUUUCCACCUACUGGAAGGCGACCAGAUCUUUGUGAAGGUGAAUGAAAAGAGUCUCCUUAAAAUACAGGGGGGCACUGAAAAUUUCUUUGGCGCCUUCCUGAUUUAACCUGUAUCGUCUGUACCACACAUCAUCACUCAUCAAGGUGAUGUAUUCUGGUGUUCAAGGUAGUUUGGUUGAGUACAGGAGUGGUCAUGCUUAUAAAUCUACUGAUAGCCAGUUGGUAUGUGGGGCUGGUGUUUUGGAGGAAUGUUUUAUUAUAACAGAUUCACAUUGCAUUCCUCCAGCAGAAUGCAGGUGGAGAACAUUUUAAAAUCAAUCCAACAAGUUGUUCGCAAAUUCAAGCUUCAAAUUUCUGCAUUAUUUUAAUUUUUGAACUGUACCAUUUUCUUUCUCUAGUUCUUCAGUGAUUCUUCUCAAUUUGUUGCAUUAGACUUACGUGCAAUUUGACAUUCGUCAAAUCAAGCAAUCUCUUGUGGAAUCUGUGAAGUUCACAAUGACCCUGAUCUGUAUUUCAUGUUCUUCAGUACAGUUAUGAUCUGUGGUUGCUGCUUUGAAUAUUUGAUUGAUGGAAGGAAAAAAAAAUGGAACACAAUCUCUGUGAUAGCCUGCUUUAAGAUUAGAUUACUUUGCCAAAUAUUUCAUGUGUGGAGGCUUGGUGGUCCAGUGGUUAAAGAAAAGAGCUCAAUACCAGUGGGUCCCCGGUUCUAAUCCUGGCUCAGCCACUGACUCACUGUGUGGGACCCUGGGCAAGUCACUGAACCUCCUUAUGCUCCGGAUGAGACGUAAAACCAAGGUCCUGUUGACUCUGCAGCAAUAGUUGUGAUGUAUAGUUCACCCUCUAGCCUCUGUAAGCUGCUUUGAAUAAAAGCGUCUGCUAAUUAAUAAUAAUAAUAUAGUUUACAAAUAUAUAUGAUGCGUUUCAUUUUUUAUCAAAUAGAUAUGUGUAUGAACUGUGCUGAAUCUGUAUGAAAAUGUCAUUUAAUAAAAACAAUAAUGUCAUUG
This is a messenger RNA of Acipenser ruthenus (sterlet), 1734 nucleotides long. Its product is annotated as tumor necrosis factor ligand superfamily member 14-like. The record is from RefSeq and is a predicted model, not a curated record. The transcript is spliced from 4 exons. NCBI's taxonomy places the organism in Eukaryota, Metazoa, Chordata, Actinopteri, Acipenseriformes, Acipenseridae. Gene Ontology annotation, biological process: immune response. Bases 148 to 837 code for a protein of 229 amino acids. Gene Ontology annotation, cellular component: membrane. Gene Ontology annotation, molecular function: tumor necrosis factor receptor binding.